AUGAGCGAACCAAUAAAUGUAAAGCAUAAAAUAGGAGAUACAUAUCGAAAGGUGUACUCAUAUUUUAAGCCAAUCACAUACUCGUCUUCAUUUAUUAAAAAUGGGACACUGACCCCAGCGGAGUUUGUGGACGCGGGGGAUUUUCUUGUGUACAAGUUUAGAACAUGGGAGUGGCAAGAUGCAGAUAAAAAUCGGAGAGUUCCCUAUCUACCGGAGGGAAAACAAUUUCUCUUAACGAAAAAUGUGGCAUGCAAACAAAGAAUUAAGGAUUUGAGUUAUAUCAUGCGCGAUGUGAAAACAGUUGAAAACGAUUGGCUACUUCCAAGUUACGAAGAGGAGAACAACGCCACUGACAUAGAUGAGUACAUGCAUCAGAUGAAGACCCCCACCACAAGUGUGCGCAGACAGGAAAAGGCGCCUAACCAGGACGAUGACUCGAUGGAAGAGGAUGACGAAGCCAUUGACAUACAUAACUUUGACGCACACUUUGACCCAAACAUUGACCUUAUUAAGGAAGAUGACCCAGCCGCACUGGACCACGGAGGUCUUUAUUCGUACUGUGGGCAGAAUGAAAACAUUAUGAAAAUACGUACGUACGAUGUGAGCAUAACUUAUGAUAAGUAUUAUGAAACUCCUCGGAUAUGGCUGUUUGGAUAUGACGAGAAUGGGCACCCGCUAAAAUCGGAGGAAAUUUUUGAAGACAUCUCUGCAGAGUACAGCUACGAGACCGUCACUUACGACCCCCACCCGUGCACAGGUGUAAUGACUGCAUCUAUCCACCCAUGCAGACACGCCGAAGCGAUGUUAAGCAUUGUAAAAAAUUGGAUGAGCGAGGGAAAAGAACCGAGGCAUGAUCUGUAUCUCCUAUUUCUUCUGAAGUUCGUCUCUGGUGUGAUACCAACGAUCGAGUAUGAUUUUACAACGGAUGUAGAGCUCCCGAAGGAUGAUAAGCAGUAG
Plasmodium knowlesi strain H is the source of this 957-nucleotide messenger RNA. RefSeq names its product autophagy-related protein 3, putative. Gene Ontology annotation, biological process: autophagosome assembly; nucleophagy; autophagy of mitochondrion. Gene Ontology annotation, cellular component: cytosol; cytoplasmic ubiquitin ligase complex. Gene Ontology annotation, molecular function: Atg8-family ligase activity. The record is from RefSeq and is a predicted model, not a curated record. Bases 1 to 957 code for a protein of 318 amino acids. The transcript is spliced from 12 exons. NCBI's taxonomy places the organism in Eukaryota, Apicomplexa, Aconoidasida, Haemosporida, Plasmodiidae.